Trematomus bernacchii (emerald rockcod) is the source of this 1569-nucleotide messenger RNA. RefSeq lists its product as uncharacterized. Lineage: Eukaryota; Metazoa; Chordata; Actinopteri; Perciformes; Nototheniidae. The record is from RefSeq and is a predicted model, not a curated record. The coding region runs from base 1 to 1569 and encodes 522 amino acids. The transcript has 2 exons.
AUGACAAUAAAGUUGAAUCUGAAUCUGAAUCUGAAUUUGCAGUUUCUGCAAGGAUGCCCACCCAAAGUCCGUCUGCCCCAGGCGCAGCCGCGGAUUUACAACUGCCUCAUACCAGAAACCACGUGGUGGCAAAAUAUUCUGAAACAUCACCCCUCUACUCCCAUUAACAUCCCUCAUUUAGCAGCUGCCUUAUCAACUCACCCAGAUCCUGUGUUCGUAGAUUAUCUUCUGUCAGGGCUCUCCCAAGGCUUCAGGCCACACGCAAAUACUCCGAAAAAAAAAAGGCUGAUUUUCGAUCUGUCCGCACCCCGCUCCGGACCGUUCUGCAGCAUCAAUAGUCUCAUUCCUCCAGAUCAGUUUUCUCUUUACUAUGCCUCGGUUGAUAAUGCUAUUAAGUUAAUCAAGUUCGCAGGGCAAGGAGCCUGGCUCUCCAAAGCAGACAUCACCGAUGCUUUUAAAAUCAUCCCCAUCCAUCCGUCUCAGUGGAACAUGUUCGGCAUCAGGUGGGAGUCAAAACUCUAUUUCGCUGUUCGCCUGACCUUCGGGUGCAGAAGUUGCCCCUGCAUUUUUAAUUCCUUUUCCGAAGCGCUUUGCUGGAUCCUGCUGAAUAUUGUCAGGAUUCCCUCCGUCCUUCAUCUCCUGGACGAUUUCCUCCUCAUAGAUCCCCCACGGGACAACUCAGGGGCCUCACUGGCUAAGCUUAAACAUUGCUUUGAGGAGUUAGGCGUCCCUCUCUCCAAAGAGAAAACUCUAGGUCCCGACACACGCUUGGAGUUUUUAGGCGUCAUCCUCGACUCCAUAGACAUGAAAGCGUCUCUCCCCGCCGACAAACUGCAGCGCAUACGUGACAUUACCAAGUCAUAUUGCGAUCAACAAAUCAUCACAAAACAACAGUUGCUCUCCCUCCUCGGACACCUUAACUUCGCAAUGCACGUCAUCCCUCAGGGGCGCUCAUUCAUCUCCCGCCUCCUGGACGCAGCGUCGGCUGUAAACAACCUCCACGAUCGUGUUUUCCUAGACGAAGGCUGCCGCUCGGACCUACGUUUUUGGUCUCUCCUGCUUGCCCAUUGGAAUGGCAUCACUUUCUUCCACGACGACCUCGUGUUUUCCUCCGACUCAAUGAGGUUUUUCACGGAUGCUGCCCCAUCUGUUGGUUUUGGGGGUUUCUUUCAGGGAGAGUUGUUUGCAGGUUCAUGGCCUCCCUCAUUCCUCAAUCACGCCUCAUCCUCUGCACUGCAUGAGAUCUUCCCGAUCGCUGUCGCCUGCCACGUGUGGGGCCACCUCUGGUUCCGGAAACGCAUCUCGGUGCUGUGCGACAACCAAUCAGUGGUCGGGAUUAUUAAUAAAGGGCGUUCCCCGUGCCGCGACAUCAUGCCGUUUAUGAGAAGCAUCACGUGGUCCUCUAUCACCCACAACUUCCUCAUCUCAGCUCGUCAUGUCCCUGGUCACCUCAAUGCAGUUGCUGACUCCCUCUCUCGCUUUCGUUUCCAGACAUUCCGGAACCUCUGCCCAGAAGCCAGCUCGCAACCCGUCGGGAUCCCUCCCCUUCAUCUCCUCUCUCUCUUUUAA